Messenger RNA from Gorilla gorilla gorilla (western lowland gorilla), 1797 nucleotides. It is a transcript of the gene IL10, whose product is annotated as interleukin 10. Gene Ontology annotation, cellular component: extracellular region. The transcript is spliced from 5 exons. The record is from RefSeq and is a predicted model, not a curated record. Lineage: Eukaryota; Metazoa; Chordata; Mammalia; Primates; Hominidae. The coding region runs from base 225 to 761 and encodes 178 amino acids. Gene Ontology annotation, biological process: immune response. Gene Ontology annotation, molecular function: cytokine activity.
CUUACGAUGCAAAAAUUGAAAACUAAGUUUAUUAGAGAGGUUAGAGAAGGAGGAGCUCUAAGCAGAAAAAAUCCUGUGCCGGGAAACCUUGAUUGUGGCUUUUUAAUGAAUGAAGAGGCCUCCCUGAGCUUACAAUAUAAAAGGGGGACAGAGAGGUGAAGGUCUACACAUCAGGGGCUUGCUCUUGCAAAACCAAACCACAAGACAGACUUGCAAAAGAAGGCAUGCACAGCUCAGCACUGCUCUGUUGCCUGGUCCUCCUGACUGGGGUGAGGGCCAGCCCGGGCCACGGCACCCAGUCUGAGAACAGCUGCACCCACUUCCCAGGCAACUUGCCUAACAUGCUUCGAGAUCUCCGAGAUGCCUUCAGCAGAGUGAAGACUUUCUUUCAAAUGAAGGAUCAGCUGGACAACUUGUUGUUAAAGGAGUCCUUGCUGGAGGACUUUAAGGGUUACCUGGGUUGCCAAGCCUUGUCUGAGAUGAUCCAGUUUUACCUGGAGGAGGUGAUGCCCCAAGCUGAGAACCAAGACCCAGACAUCAAGGCGCAUGUGAACUCCCUCGGGGAGAAUCUGAAGACCCUCAGGCUGAGGCUACGGCGCUGUCAUCGAUUUCUUCCCUGUGAAAACAAGAGCAAGGCCGUGGAGCAGGUGAAGAAUGCCUUUAAUAAGCUCCAAGAGAAAGGCGUCUACAAAGCCAUGAGUGAGUUUGACAUCUUCAUCAACUACAUAGAAGCCUACAUGACAAUGAAGAUACGAAACUGAGACAUCAGGGUGGCGACUCUAUAGACUGUAGGACAUAAAUUAGAGGUCUCCAAAGUCGGAUCUGGGGCUCUGGGAUAGCUGACCCAGCCCCUUGAGAAACCUUAUUGUACCUCUCUCAUAGAAUAUUUAUUACCUCUGAUACCUCAACCCCCAUUUCUAUUUAUUUACUGAGCUUCUCUGUGAACGAUUUAGAAAGAAGCCCAAUAUUAUAAUUUUUUUUCAAUAUUUAUUAUUUUCACCUGUUUUUAAGCUGUUUCCAUAGGGUGACACACUAUGGUAUUUGAGUGUUUUAAGAUAAAUUAUAAGUUACAUAAGGGAGAAAAAAAAAAUGUUCUUUGGGGAGCCAACAGAAGCUUCCAUUCCAAGCCUGACCAUGCUUUCUAGCUGUUGAGCUGUUUUCCCUGACCUCCCUCUAAUUUAUCUUGUCUCUGGGCUUGGGGCUUCCUAACUGCUACAAAUACUCUUAGGAAGAGAAACCAGGGAGCCCCUUUGAUGAUUAAUUCACCUUCCAGUGUCUCGGAGGGAUUCCCCUAACCUCAUUCCCCAGCCACUUCAUUCUUGAAAGCUGUGGCCAGCUUGUUAUUUAUAACAACCUAAAUUUGGUUCUAGGCUGGGCGCGGUGGCUCACGCCUGUAAUCCCAGCACUUUGGGAGGCUGAGGCGGGUGGAUCACUUGAGGUCAGGAGUUCCUAACCAGCCUGGUCAACAUGGUGAAACCCCGUCUCUACUAAAAAUACAAAAAUUAGCCGGGCAUGGUGGCGCGCACCUGUAAUCCCAGCUACUUGGGAGGCUGAGGCAAGAGAAUUGCUUGAACCCAGGAGGCGGAAGUUGCAGUGAGCUGAUAUCAUGCCCCUGUACUCCAGCCUGGGUGACAGAGCAAGACUCUGUCUCAAAAAAUAAAAAUAAAAAUAAAUUUGGUUCUAAUAGAACUCAGUUUUAACUAGAAUUUAUUCAAUUCCUCUGGGAAUGUUACAUUGUUUGUCUGUCUUCAUAGCAGAUUUUAAUUUUGAAUAAAUAAAUGUAUCUUAUUCACAUCA